AUGGCCGCCCCCAAUGCCCUCCAGAGAAUGGAGCGCUCCCACUACUCUCCGCCAUGGGCCAACACGAGCAUCAUUGGCGUUGCCGGCAGCUCGGGUUCCGGCAAGACGUCGCUUGCUCUGGCCAUCAUCAAGCAAAUGAGCCUGCCUUGGGUUGUCAUCUUGUCAAUGGACUCGUUCUAUCGUCCCCUCACUCCGGAUCAGAUCCAAGCUGCCCAUCGGAACGAGUAUGAUUUCGACUCGCCCGAUGCCAUCGAUUUCGAUGUUUUGGUUGAAAGACUGAGAGACAUCAAAGAAGGCAAAAAGGCAGAGAUUCCAGUCUACUCCUUCGAGAAGCAUUCUCGUCUGGACAAGACCACCACAAUCUACUCGCCUCACGUGCUCAUCCUCGAGGGUAUCUUUGCCCUCCACGAUCCGCGCGUGCUUGAUCUUCUCGACCUGAGAAUCUUCUGUGAAGCAGAUGGAGACCUCUGCCUUUCACGAAGAAUCGUUCGCGAUAUCAAGGAACGUGGUCGUGACAUUGAAGGCUGCAUCAAGCAGUGGUUUACUUUCGUCAAGCCCAACUUCCACAAGUUUGUGGAACCUCAGCGAAACGUAGCUGAUUGCCUGAUGCUGACUAUCGAGUAUNNAGAUAUCAUCGUGCCUCGCGGCAUCGAGAACAAGGUCGCCAUCGACAUGGUGGCCGACCGCAUCCACAAGACUCUAGAUACAAAGUCCGAGGAGCAUCGAGCAGAGUUGAAGCGUCUGGGCAAAGAAGCCAAGGACCUCCCUCUCUCACAAAACGUCGCCAUUCUUGACGGGCCCUCGCAAAUCACAGGCAUCAACACUUUGCUCAGCAGCGAAAAGACGACGCGCGAGGACUUUGUCUUCUACUUUGAUCGUCUCGCCGCUCUGCUUGUCGAGCGCGCAACCGAGAAUGCAAACUUUGACGCCAUCACCGUCAAGACACCUCCNCCGCACAGUCACUCCUACAAUGGCUUGCGCAUGGAUGGCGAGGUUAGCGCUGUCGUCAUCCUCCGUGGUGGCAGCAUCCUCGAGACUGGUCUUAGACGCGUCAUCCCCGACUGCCGCACCGGACGCAUGCUCAUUCAAACCUCGUAUCGCACAGGCGAGCCCGAGCUCCACUACUUCAAAAUGGCAGGCGAUAUAUCCACGCACAACAAAGUGUUACUCUUGGAUCCGCAAAUGUCUAGCGGUGGUGCUGCGUUGAUGGCCGUUCGCGUGUUGCUGGAUCACGGAGUCGAGGAAAGCAGGAUUGUGUUUGUCACGUAUAUUGCCGGCAAGAGAGGUUUGAAUAGGUUGAUGACCGUCUUUCCUGACAUUCAUGUCGUUGCGUGCAGGGUUGUCGAUGAUUAUGAAGAGAGAUGGGUUGAGAAUAGAUAUAUGGGCUGUUGA
Aureobasidium uvarum is the source of this 1392-nucleotide messenger RNA. Lineage: Eukaryota; Fungi; Ascomycota; Dothideomycetes; Dothideales; Saccotheciaceae. The record is from the annotation of a GenBank genome assembly.